AAAGCACCCAACUCCCCCCAAAUCGACCGUUGCCUCUCCAAUAUUCAAAUUACAAAAAAAAGAAAAAAAAAGAACUCCCAAGAACAAGAACACAAACGCUGUCAUCUUCUUGUCUCCGCCCUCUCACUUCUCAACCCGAAAUGGAUCUGGAUCCGAGAAAACCAAAGCUCAAUGUGCCCGCAAGCAUGGCGACCUCCCUCCGCCUCGAUCCGAACCCAACCCAUUUCCCGAUCCUCCCCAAAACCCCGUCCCCAUCCAAAACCACGUACAGCGAUCGCUUCAUCCCUUGCCGGUCCUCUUCUCGCCUCCAAAACUUCGCCCUCGUCGACAGUCCAUCUCCGGUGAAGGAAGGAGGAGGGAAUGAGCUUUAUUCGAGGUUGCUUCGGGCUGAGUUGUUCGGACCAGAGCCUGGGCCUGGAUCUCCUAUUAGCCCGAACAGGAACUUGUUUCGGUACAAGAUGGAGCAUAGCUCGGGGCCCACUUCACCGAUGUCGGUGUUGGGUAAGGAUGGCGUCGGGUCGGGUUUGGGGGAGGGGUCGGUGAGGCAGAAGGCGCCGAGGAAGAUUGCCAAGACUGCUCAUAAGGUUUUGGAUGCUCCAUCUCUUCAGGAUGAUUUUUAUCUGAACCUUGUGGAUUGGUCGUCGCAAAAUACGCUGGCUGUUGGGUUGGGGACUUGUGUUUAUCUAUGGAACGCAUCCACUAGCAAGGUGACAAAGCUUUGUGAUUUGGGGGGUAGAGAUGGUGUUUGUUCUGUGCAAUGGACAAGAGAGGGCUCGUAUCUAGCAAUUGGGACCAGUCUUGGAGAUAUCCAGAUUUGGGAUGGCACAAAAUGCAAAAGAAUUCGAACAAUGGGAGGUCAUCCUACAAGAACUGGGGUCUUGGCAUGGAGUUCUUGCAUAUUAGCAUCUGGAAGUAGAGAUAAGAACAUCCUUCAACAUGACAUACGUAUUUCAAACGAUUUCAUUCGCAAACUUGCUGGCCACAGGUCUGAGGUUUGUGGGUUGAAAUGGUCACAUGAUGAUAGAGAACUUGCCUCUGGAGGAAAUGAUAACCAGCUCUUAGUUUGGAACCAGCAUUCUCAGCAUCCAAUAUUAAAAUUCACUGAGCAUACAGCCGCUGUAAAAGCUAUUGCUUGGUCCCCUCAUCAGCACGGUCUCCUUGCAUCGGGAGGGGGAACUGCUGAUCGCUGCCUUAGAUUCUGGAACACAGCUAAUAAUAAUAUGUUGAAAUGUGUGGAUACUGGAAGUCAGGUGUGUAACUUAGCAUGGUCUAAAAAUGUGAAUGAGAUUGUUAGCACUCAUGGGUAUUCUCAGAAUCAAAUUAUGGUUUGGAAGUAUCCAUCCAUGAGCAAGAUCGCAACUCUAACCGGUCACACCCUACGUGUAUUAUAUCUUGCCCUUUCUCCUGAUGGACAGACUAUAGUGACUGGAGCUGGCGAUGAAACACUUAGAUUUUGGAACAUCUUCCCUUCAAUUAAAUCACAGACACCGGUACGUGAUUCUGGCUUUUGGUCCAUGGGAAGAACACAGAUCAGGUGAUGGAUGGAACGAUGAUCAUUCCGUCGUGCAUAAUUAAUUUAGAACUGCAACAAGUUCUUCCAGGGAUUAAUUUUGUCAAUAGUCUAACAAUAAAUUAGCAUAAAUUAUUUGUACGCACUUCAAAUGUUAUUUAACUGCAGUGUGUCCUUUUGACCAAUUCUUGUGCUUCUCUCUGAAGAGUGGACGACUUUUUUCUGUUACAUAUUUAUUAUUGUAUUAUUGUCUGAGUGAUUUUGUCAAGUGUUGAAUUCAUGAUGCAUCUUCUAUUCGCU
Asparagus officinalis (garden asparagus) is the source of this 1810-nucleotide messenger RNA. Its product is annotated as protein FIZZY-RELATED 3. NCBI's taxonomy places the organism in Eukaryota, Viridiplantae, Streptophyta, Magnoliopsida, Asparagales, Asparagaceae. The transcript is spliced from 10 exons. Gene Ontology annotation, molecular function: protein binding; ubiquitin ligase activator activity; anaphase-promoting complex binding. Bases 141 to 1538 code for a protein of 465 amino acids. The record is from RefSeq and is a predicted model, not a curated record. Gene Ontology annotation, biological process: positive regulation of anaphase-promoting complex-dependent catabolic process; positive regulation of ubiquitin protein ligase activity; anaphase-promoting complex-dependent catabolic process. Gene Ontology annotation, cellular component: anaphase-promoting complex.